Messenger RNA from Culex quinquefasciatus (southern house mosquito), 633 nucleotides. RefSeq lists its product as uncharacterized. The coding region runs from base 205 to 633 and encodes 142 amino acids. The record is from RefSeq and is a predicted model, not a curated record. The transcript has 3 exons. NCBI's taxonomy places the organism in Eukaryota, Metazoa, Arthropoda, Insecta, Diptera, Culicidae.
UCGCGAAUGAAGAGAGUUUUGGAGUUUUUUGUGGGCUGUCUUUCGUGGCCCACAAAAAACUCUCAUCUUGUGGUGGGGAUGUGUUGCGUUUAAGAUAAAUUUAUGCCUAAAAUGUAGUUUUUGCCCAUAGUCGCCGUAAGAUGUUAAGUUCAGGUUACACUAGUUUAGCUACGUAAUAGUGAGAAGCCCAAGACUCGCUUGAGAAUGCGCGAAGAGCCUGAGAUUUCCCUGCAGUCGGCUGCACGCUUGCCAAUAUUUCCGACAACUCAACAAAAGGAAAUCCAACCAGCACGACCAUGCCACGUCGUACGAUCGAACAGUCGCCUGCAUACACCCUCGCUCGAUCGCGUCUCGCCAGCCGACAUCAGCAGCUCGCCGAGCCGGAUAAAUCAGCGCUCGGAAACGGUAAUUUACGUAAGGGGCACGAGGCCGGACAGGACGGCACGAUACGCCGCAAAGCCCGAACGAAACUACCGAUUGGCAAGCCGUCCAGCGAGCGUCCCAAAAGUGUCUGGUUCACCUCACCAAGCUCGUGACGCCAAGGUCGACGGCGAAACACCGCCAGCCGCGUUUGAGGCCCGACGCGCACACGGAGGCAGGCCAGCGCCGUGUCGAAGGACGAGUCCGAUCUAA